This is a messenger RNA of Gongylonema pulchrum, 285 nucleotides long. The record is from the annotation of a GenBank genome assembly. Lineage: Eukaryota; Metazoa; Nematoda; Chromadorea; Rhabditida; Gongylonematidae.
AUGAAGAAGUGCCGCUUGCCAACCACUGUUGCGUCGUCGUCGGGUGCUGUGCCUUCUCCUGCUCACGUAGCUGCGUCACGCUCGGUUACCCUGAUGCUCUUUGCCUGGGUCGCUGCGUCAGUUCGGGCAACGGCCGCCGUCGAUUAUCGAUGUUUGUUUAUGGAACUACUUAUUCGUCACUUUCAGCACAUGAGGAGGAUCAUCGUUGGCCUCGACCCAAAAUACCUCGAUACAUCGCCGCCGAAUCAAAUGGGGCAAAGCAGUAACUGUCUCUCCUGUGCUUAG